This is a messenger RNA of Morus notabilis, 1742 nucleotides long. RefSeq lists its product as uncharacterized. NCBI's taxonomy places the organism in Eukaryota, Viridiplantae, Streptophyta, Magnoliopsida, Rosales, Moraceae. Gene Ontology annotation, biological process: mRNA splicing, via spliceosome. Bases 45 to 1514 code for a protein of 489 amino acids. The transcript has 10 exons. The record is from RefSeq and is a predicted model, not a curated record. Gene Ontology annotation, molecular function: RNA binding. Gene Ontology annotation, cellular component: nucleus.
ACAGAGAGGGAAGCAAAGCACAUGCCGGGUUCUAACAGUCACCCAUGGAGUCCGAUUCACCAAAUUCUGAGAACAGCGAUUCCUUGUUUGUUUGGGACCAAAGCUCUCAGCUUUACUUCCAUGCCAGUAGUGGAUUUUAUCACGACCCAAACGCCGGUUGGUACUACAGCAGCAGAGAUGGUCUCUACUACAAAUUCGAGGAUGGAAAUUACGUACUUCUUGAUUCAAUUAAGAGUGAUGAAUGUGAAAUGUCUCAGAGCGAAGAAACUGGUACUGGGAAUUCAAUCGGAAAUGAAUUGUGUGAAAAACGUGUAAACGACACUGAGAAUAGCUCAUUCUUGCAUGGAGAUGAAUCUGAAAUUGACGCUAACCAAUGUGAAGGAAUUGGUAAAGACAAACCAAAUUCUGGAAAUAUGGAAUGCAGAAGAAGUCAUUCACCUGAGAAUCCCCCACCUCCAUCAGAAUGGUUAGAAGAUACGCUUAUUGAUCUUUAUUUGUCUGGCUAUUCAAACAAAGAAGUCCACGAUGGUGCUGACAAGACAACUUCCUCAAAAGCAAAUGAGGUGGAGAAGUUAGAGUUUCAAGCCGAUGGGGAUAAUGAUACAUACGAGUUAGAGGAAGGCGAAUGGAUUCCAGAUGACCCUCAUGACAUAACUCAUUCAAGUGAACACAUAUCAGCUGAAGGUGCUUCAUGGGAAGAAGAGAACUGGAGAGCUCAAUAUGGUCAAGUCAUUCGAUCUUCAGAAGAGCCAAUCCCAGAGGUCCCUACUGUGGAUUUGUGGGAUUGGUCAAUGGUUCAGGGGUCUAGAAAAGAUGGAAAAGGUGAGACUGCCAAGCUUGUGGGGAGACUGAUGAGGAAGUCCGCUAAGCUUCAUCCCUCGAUGCCUUCUGGUGGAGGUCUUCUAAGAACUGCUCCAAUAUGUGAAGUGCAUCACAAUCUGGUACGAGUUAAAUCAGGGCAAAUAUAUCGGUUGCAGAAUCCUAGUGCAAGAUUCUUAGCUUCCCUGUCAGCCUACGAUUCUUCUAACCCAACCAAGGACUGGGGGUUUCCUGAAUUAUCAUUUCACGAACAAUCUCUUCCCCUCUCUAAGUCCAGGGGAAAAGCUGACUCAAAAACUGCAUGUGAAGAUUUAGUUGGGAGUGAUUUGCCUCCGUCGGAAUAUCAGCUCCCUUCAUUUGAAAAGAGUAGAAGCUAUUCAUAUAGGGACAGAGCUGCUGAGAGAAGAGCAUUGCAUGGUGGUUUUGGUGUUGCUCCAGGACAAAAGAAUUCUAUGGUCGAUCAUAACGAUUGUUCAUCGUCAUCUGUUUCAGCCUCCACAGAGGAAGCUGCAGCCGAGGCUUUGAACAUAUCAUUUGGAGCUGGCAGUUAUGCCCAAAAAAUCCUUAAAAACAUGGGCUGGAAGGAGGGGGAGGCAUUGGGAAAGACUACAAAGGGCUUGAUCGAACCGCUUCAAGCAGAAGGAAAUAUUGGCAAUGCUGGAUUGGGGUGGCCUAGGGGAAGAUCAAGACAUUAAUGAGAUAGAUAACAUGCAUUUUCACCAUAUUUUUGUCCAUUUUUUUUCCUGUUCAUUUUCUUCUUUUUUUCCUGAGUUUUUGUGCUGCUCAUCAGAAUGUAUACAAGGGCAACUUGAAUGUAUGGUGUAUAAGAAAGAGCCUCAAGUUAUGUUCUUUUCUUUUCUUCCUGAGCAACAGUAUCCCAUGAUCGACUUUCUUUUAUUUAUUAUUAUUUUUUUUUUUAAAAA